AUGGGUGAAGCAGCACCACAACAAUGGUUAGACCCGCGCUGCAUUGACGAUUUCCGACCCCUUCGUGUGAUUGUGGUCGGGGCUGGCAUCUCCGGUAUAUUGGCAUCGAUCAGACUGCCUCAGAGAAUAGCGAACCUCUCGCUGCAGGUGUACGAAAAGAACGCUGAUGUUGGUGGCACUUGGUUCGAGAACCGGUACCCGGGAUGUGCUUGUGACAUUCCUGCGCACACUUACCAGGCAACAUUUGAACCAAACCACGAAUGGUCUCAAUUUUAUGCCACGUCUCAGGAAAUCCAUCGAUAUUGGAAGAAAGUCGUCGCCAAGUAUGACUGUAUGCGAUAUAUCAAGCUCAACCAUCAGAUUGUAAAGGCUGAGUGGGACGAACGGCAAGGAAAGUGGCAAGUACAGGUCAAGAACACUCAAGACGGUAGCAUCAUCGAUGACUCUUGCGAUGUGCUGUUGUCGGCGACCGGUGCUUUGAACGACUGGAAGUGGCCUCAGAUCCCAGGCCUCCAGGACUUCAAGGGGGAUCUGCUACACAGUGCCAGCUGGGAUGAAUCUUUUGAUUGGACGAACAAAAGGCUGGCAGUCAUUGGUAAUGGCUCCAGUGGCAUUCAGAUCGUGCCCGCGGUGCUGGCUAAAUCCGCUCACAUUGAUCACUACAUUCGAGGCCGGACGUGGUUAUCGCCGACGUUUGCAAGAGAAAAGGUCGACUUGAUGGGCAAAGGACUAGACAAUUUCUCAUUCUCCGAAGAAGACAUCAAACGUUUCCAGACCGAUCCCGACUUUUACGAAAAGUUCCGGAAGGACAUCGAACUCGAACUCCAGACCGUGCAUGCCGUGACGAUCAAAGGUACCCCCGAGCAGCUUGGUGCUGUCGAGGUAUUUACCGAGAACAUGAAGCGGCGUCUGGAAGGCAAGCCAACCCUGGUGGACACCCUGAUGCCCUCGUUCCCACCGGUUUGUCGACGCUUGACUCCGGGCCCUGGCUACCUUGAGGCUUUGACUGACCCCAAGGUCGACGUGAUCACGACGGGGAUUGAGAAGGUCGACGCGACUGGUAUCAUCACCACUGAUGGCCAGCAUCAUCCUGUGGACGCCAUCAUCUGCGCAACUGGUUUUGACACGACAUUCAGCCCUCGCUUCCCCAUCAUCGGUCAGGGAGGUAUCACUAUGGCCGAGAAGUGGAAGGACGUUCCCUCGACGUACCUCUCUUUGGCCACGGACGGAUUCCCCAACUACUUUAUCUCAUUGGGACCGAACUCGGCAUUGGGUACGGGCAACCUUUUACUCCUGAUCGAGAAAGUCAUCGACUAUGUGACGUUUUGUUUGGCCAAGCUGCAAAGGGACAACAUUCGAAGCAUGGCGCCCCGACCAGAUGCUGUCGAGACGUUCGUCAAGUACUGUGACGCAUAUUUCUCGACCACAGUCUUCUCCCUGGACUGCCGGAGUUGGUACAAGGGCGGCACCUCAGACGGCAGAGUCAGUGCGCUCUGGCCCGGGUCUUCACUGCACUCCAUGAGGGCGCUGGCACAUCCCCGGUGGGAGGACUUUGUGUACGAGUACGAAAGCGACAACCCGGCGACUUGGAUGGGAAAUGGUUGGACGGUCAACGAGAGGGAUAAGAAGGUCAACGUGAAUUACUUGAACCGUGAUGCGAUUGACUUUCCGCCAGUUCCGUCGUGA
Molecule: messenger RNA, 1686 nt
Organism: Exophiala spinifera
Lineage: Eukaryota; Fungi; Ascomycota; Eurotiomycetes; Chaetothyriales; Herpotrichiellaceae
Exons: 5
Coding region: 1-1686 (561 amino acids)
Source: RefSeq, a predicted model, not a curated record